AUGCCGAACCUGGACAGCAUCCUCUCCUUUCCCAGCAACGACGCUGGACCAUCUUCUGGCGGCGAAAGGACUCCGAUCCCACCACGAUCCUCUCACGUUCUCGUCUCAGACACGACCGACGCACCGGCUCUGUUCGUCUUGAUACACUUCUUGCGUGCUUCGCAUGCGGUCAACAAGCUUCAUAGAUCUACAGCAGCAUCAGAUAGAAAAGGCAAAGGGAGAGCACACACAAAGGUGAUCUGGCUGGGAUGCAAUUCUGAUGGGAUUGUACAUCUUAGCAACGUUGCUCGGAAGUCUGGCGUGCAUUUGGAUGAGGAGAUGCGAAAUGGUGCUUUCUGCUAUAUUGAUGCCAAUGAGGUAGCGAUUGGUGCUGCAGAUCAUGGCGUAGAGCAAAGGACGGCUGCGAUGAGCAUUCACCAGCAGGAGGAAGGAAAAUCUCGGGUUGAGCAGGCAUUGCAGGAGCUGUACGGAAGGGUCAGCCGUGAGCUCGCAGAAGCUGAUACAAAGGAUCGGCUCGGAGAGGCGAAGACACAUGACUGGGCUUCAAAGAGCGUCAUCAUGAUCGAUGACUUGACGGCGCUCGCCUGGGUUUUGGACCCAAUUGACUCGUUCGGCCAACCCGUCGACGUUUCCAAACAACUAAUCAACUGGGUGAUUGCUCUAGCCUCCCUCGCUGCAAGAAAGAACGCAAGUCUAGUAACACUGAUGCACGCGGACUCAACAUCUUGCAGCAAGGCCGGUGCAUCCGAUCCCACCGAUGAGUCCCUCCUCGCAUUCUUCCUCCAGAAGGCGGACGUAUGGAUCGAGGUGAAAGAGCUUGCAAGCGGAAGAGCAAGGGACUGCGAUGGAGAAAUCACCGUUCAUCCGCUCGUACGGCCUUCCCUUGCUCGCACGUUGCCUUCAUCUAAUCCAUCUUUCGCACCACAACAACAAGAUCAAGCAAGAGGAGUGCCACCACUUCAGGCUUUUGCAGUGGAGACACCAUGUCCGAGCCGGGCAAAGGCCGUGCUGUACCGUAUCGCUCCAGAUGGCCAGAGUGCAGCACUCGAUCGAGGCAACGUUGGCUCGAAUACUGGCAGGGUGCAGAUUUGGGCUCGUGGCACUGGUAGAGGGUUCUUGUAA
Ustilago hordei is the source of this 1122-nucleotide messenger RNA. RefSeq lists its product as uncharacterized. Bases 1 to 1122 code for a protein of 373 amino acids. The record is from RefSeq and is a predicted model, not a curated record. Gene Ontology annotation, biological process: tRNA wobble uridine modification. Lineage: Eukaryota; Fungi; Basidiomycota; Ustilaginomycetes; Ustilaginales; Ustilaginaceae. The transcript has a single exon. Gene Ontology annotation, cellular component: elongator holoenzyme complex.